Molecule: messenger RNA, 1820 nt
Organism: Ciona intestinalis (vase tunicate)
Lineage: Eukaryota; Metazoa; Chordata; Ascidiacea; Phlebobranchia; Cionidae
Source: RefSeq, a predicted model, not a curated record
AGGUUUCUUAAAAUUUGUACAUAAUAUAGGAACUGUUGUUGUAACUUGAUCUGUUGCACAACAAGGCACAGGAAGCUACAUUAGUUCAGUGAUGACAGCUUAUACGUAAUAUUCCAGCUAAUAUGGGGGUGAUGAAAUAUGAUGUAAGUGAAUUUCCAACCGAAUUUAACAAUGAUAACUUUAAAGUGGUUGGAACAGGGGGUUUCGGUGAAGUUCGAGUUUGUUAUCACACAUUACUAGGCAGGGUGGCUUUGAAGUUGUUUCGUAUCACUGGAAGCAAUGAAGAAAUACAAAAUGCUAAAAAAGAGUUUGAAAAUGAAGCAAAAAUUCUCCAACGAAUAAAGCAUCCCCACAUUGUCACCUUCUAUGGUGUGACAUCACUUUUUGGAAGGGAGGGUCUUGUGAUGGAAUUCAUGGAAGGCGGCAACUUAGAUGACCUCAUAACUCAGAAUAUUCUUUCUUGGACUGGGCGACUUCGACUCUUGCAUGAAUUGAUAUCAGCCAUCAGUUACCUGCACAACCACGAUAAGAAGAAAGCUUUUAUCCAUGGUGACAUAAAACCACAGAACAUUCUUCUUACAACAUCCAGGGUUCUAAAACUUGCCGACUUUGGUUCAGUGAACAUCAGACAACAAACCGGUGUCAGCCAAACAACAUUCGAAAUUCCUCAUUCAACGCAACACACAUGGCCUUUCACUGCUCCUGAAUUUCUUAAAGAUCUCUUUGCAGAUAAAACACCGACCAUGGAUAUCUACAGUUACGGUAUCAUUGUGUAUGAAGUACUGACAAGAAUACGAGCUUACUCUGACUCUGCAGCUGGUAGAGAUAAUAUUGUGGCAGCCAUUGGCAAUGGUACGAGGCCCAACCAAAGCAAAUUGGAUGAAGUGGAUAAGCAAUUCAAACAGCAUCAGAAACAAGAUCAUGACAUUUUUCUCAGGUUACAAUCUCUUAUGAAGAAAUGCUGGCAGCAAGAACCAACCAAACGACCCAAAGCUACAAAAAUUUUGGAAACCAUCACUCAACAAAUGGAUGAGUUAGCUGCCAUGAAAAGUUUAGAUAUGAAAACCCUCACCCAUGAGUUACCUGACAAAGACGGUUCCGUUUUGGAAACCACUACCACCACGUUAGUGGAUGAGGUACCUGACAUUGAAACAAUAAACACUGAACGACUUGACCAUGCUUCUUAUAAUGAAACGUUCGGUCAACAACUAAAUGCCAUAGAUCUUCCAGAAUCUGCAUUCAUGAUUGUGGGUGGUUGGAAUACAAAUAAACUUGUUCAAAUUUAUGACAUCAACAGGAAAAGUUUUAAACCAUUAAAGGUUGGUUUAUUGCAGGAUAAACACACGCGCGCCGAAUUCUGGGGUAUGCGGAGUGCACCUAUGCUUUGACUAUGACGUCAUAUACGUCAUUGUAUACGUGCGGCGCAUACGUGUUUUUUUUACUAUGACGUCAUAUACGUCAUUGUAUACGUACGGCGCAUAUGUGUUUUUUUCGGCGGGAAUUCGCAAUACAAACUUAACACUGCCUUUCUCAUAGCUGCGUGUAAAUUAAAUUUAAUUUGUCUAUUAAACAUGGCAACAGGCAGUAAUAAACACCUAAAUAUGUUCUGUAAGUAUAACUGCUUUAUAUUUACGAUAUUUUCCUCAACCAAGCAACAUGUUUAUUACGAAAUAGUAGGGAUUCUUUACACGUGGAUUCUUUGAAACAUACUAGUGAUUGUUUGAACCUGGUAAUUGAUUACGGCACAAUAGCAAUUCACUCGUUGAUAAUUUGCGUCAUAAUAGCGAUUGUCUCCCUGAUUAUUUAGCCUGCAUUUGCUU